UAAUCCUUCGCGUGUAGGGGAAAAAUGGAAUCCUAAAGACAGGCAGCUCCUAGGCACCAGCACAGGAAAUAAGCAAUGGAGGUGGGGUCCUUUGCUCGCGCCGAAAUUCAAAGGAAUAAAUAGUUCCGGCGCGGGUGAGAGCGGUGCGGCAGGUGUUGUAUCCGCUAUGGUGAAGUUCUCUUCGUAGCAGCCGCGGCUAGAGAGUUGGCCUGCUCCCCGCCUUUGUGACCCGGAGGAGCUUUUGGGGUGCGUCAAGCCCUGGCCUGAGGCAGCGAACUGGUUUGUGGCCUGUUUGAUUCCUGUCAGAGGUUUGCUGACCCAAGACAGUAUCGAAAAUGCAUAUUAAGUCAAUUAUUCUAGAGGGAUUCAAGUCCUAUGCUCAGAGAACCGAAGUCAAUGGUUUUGACCCCCUCUUCAAUGCUAUCACUGGCUUAAAUGGUAGUGGAAAAUCAAACAUAUUGGACUCCAUCUGCUUUUUGCUGGGCAUCUCCAACCUGUCUCAGGUUCGAGCUUCUAAUUUACAAGAUUUAGUUUACAAAAAUGGGCAGGCUGGUAUUACCAAAGCCUCUGUGUCAAUCACAUUUGAUAAUUCUGACAAAAAGCAAAGUCCUUUAGGAUUUGAGGUUCAUGAUGAAAUCACAGUAACAAGGCAGGUGGUUAUUGGUGGUAGAAAUAAAUAUUUAAUCAAUGGAGUCAAUGCUAACAACACAAGAGUACAGGAUCUCUUCUGUUCUGUUGGCCUUAAUGUUAACAACCCUCACUUUCUCAUCAUGCAGGGCCGAAUUACAAAAGUAUUGAAUAUGAAACCUCCAGAGAUUUUAUCCAUGAUAGAAGAAGCAGCUGGAACCAGGAUGUAUGAAUACAAAAAAAUAGCUGCACAGAAAACUAUAGAAAAAAAGGAGGCUAAGCUGAAAGAAAUUAAGACGAUACUUGAAGAAGAGAUUACUCCAACCAUUCAAAAAUUAAAAGAGGAAAGAUCUUCCUACUUGGAGUACCAAAAAGUGAUGAGAGAAAUAGAACAUUUGAGUCGUUUAUAUAUUGCUUACCAGUUUUUGCUGGCUGAAGAUACCAAAGCACGCUCAGCUGAGGAGUUAAAAGAAAUGCAAGAUAAAAUUAUAAAGCUUCAGGAAGAAUUGUCUGAGAACGAUAAAAAAAUAAAAGCACUUAAUCAUGAAAUAGAAGAACUGGAAAAAAGAAAAGAUAAGGAAAUUGGAGGUAUACUUCGAUCUUUAGAAGAUGCUCUUGCAGAGGCUCAGCGAGUUAAUACUAAAUCUCAAAGUGCAUUUGAUCUCAAAAAGAAAAAUCUGGCAUGUGAAGAAAGCAAACGCAAAGAGCUGGAAAAAAAUAUGAUUGAGGACUCUAAAACUUUAGCAGCAAAGGAAAAAGAAGUUAAAAAGAUAACAGAUGGACUGCAUGCCCUUCAAGAAGCAAGUAAUAAAGAUGCUGAAGCUCUGGCGGCUGCACAGCAGCACUUCAAUGCUGUUUCCGCUGGCCUGUCCAGUAAUGAAGAUGGAGCAGAAGCAACUCUUGCUGGUCAAAUGAUGGCCUGUAAAAAUGAUAUAAGUAAAGCUCAGACAGAAGCCAAACAGGCUCAGAUGAAGCUGAAGCAUGCUCAACAGGAAUUAAAGAAUAAACAAGCUGAAGUUAAGAAGAUGGAUAGUGGCUACAGGAAGGAUCAAGAAGCUUUAGAAGCUGUAAAAAGACUUAAAGAGAAACUUGAAGCUGAAAUGAAAAAGCUAAAUUAUGAAGAAAAUAAAGAGGAAAGCCUUUUGGAAAAGCGCAGGCAGCUGUCUCGUGAUAUUGGUAGAUUGAAAGAAACAUAUGAAGCUCUAUUAGCCAGAUUUCCCAAUCUUCGAUUUGCAUACAAGGAUCCAGAGAAGAACUGGAAUAGAAAUUGUGUGAAAGGACUUGUGGCUUCUCUGAUUAGUGUGAAAGAUACUUCUGCAACCACAGCUUUAGAAUUAGUGGCUGGAGAACGACUCUACAAUGUUGUAGUAGACACAGAAGUUACUGGUAAAAAGCUACUCGAAAGGGGGGAACUGAAACGUCGAUACACCAUAAUUCCACUCAAUAAAAUUUCAGCCAGAUGUAUUGCACCAGAAACUCUGAGAGUGGCUCAGAAUCUUGUUGGCCCUGACAGCGUUCGUGUGGCUCUUUCCCUGGUUGAAUAUAAACCAGAACUUCAGAAAGCAAUGGAGUUUGUCUUUGGAACAACAUUUGUUUGUGACAAUAUGGAUAAUGCCAAAAAAGUGGCCUUUGAUAAGAGGAUAAUGACUAGAACUGUAACUCUCGGAGGCGAUGUGUUUGAUCCGCAUGGGACAUUGAGUGGAGGUGCUCGAUCCCAGGCGGCUUCUAUUUUAACCAAGUUUCAAGAACUCAAAGAUGUUCAGGAUGAACUGAGAAUCAAAGAGAAUGAGCUGUGGGCUCUAGAGGAGGAAUUAGCAGGUCUUAAAAACACUGCUGAAAAGUAUCGCCAACUAAAACAGCAGUGGGAGAUGAAAACUGAAGAGGCAGAUUUAUUACAAACCAAGCUCCAGCAAAGCUCAUAUCACAAGCAACAAGAAGAAUUAGAUGCCCUUAAAAAAACCAUUGAGGAAAGUGAGGAGAUUUUGAAAAACACUGAAGAAAUCCAAAGAAAAGCCGAAGAAAAAUAUGAAGUAUUGGAAAAUAAAAUGAAAAAUGCAGAAGCUGAGAGAGAGCGAGAACUGAAGGAUGCUCAGAAAAAACUGGAUUGUGCCAAAACAAAGUCAGAUGCAUCUAGCAAGAAGAUGAAAGAAAAACAACAGGAAGUUGAAGCUAUCACUCUGGAACUGGAAGAGCUCAAGAGAGAGCAUACAUCUUACAAACAACAGCUUGAAGCUGUAAAUGAAGCUAUCAAAUCCUAUGAAAGUCAGAUUGAAGUAAUGGCAGCUGAGGUGGCUAAAAAUAAGGAGUCAGUAAAUAAAGCUCAAGAAGAAGUGACCAAGCAAAAAGAGGUAAUAACAGCCCAAGACACUGUAAUUAAAGCUAAAUAUGCAGAAGUGGCAAAACACAAGGAGCAAAACAAUGAUUCUCAGCUUAAAAUUAAGGAAUUAGACCACAACAUCAGCAAACAUAAACGGGAGGCUGAAGAUGGUGCUGCAAAGGUAUCCAAAAUGUUGAAAGAUUAUGACUGGAUUAAUGCAGAGAGACACCUCUUUGGCAAACCCAAUAGUGCCUAUGAUUUCAAAACUAACAACCCUAAAGAAGCUGGUCAGAGACUUCAGAAGUUGCAAGAAAUGAAGGAGAAACUAGGAAGAAAUGUCAAUAUGAGAGCUAUGAAUGUAUUGACAGAAGCUGAAGAGCGGUAUAAUGACUUGAUGAAGAAGAAGAGAAUUGUAGAAAAUGACAAAUCCAAAAUUCUUACAACUAUAGAAGACCUAGACCAGAAGAAAAACCAAGCCCUAAAUAUUGCAUGGCAAAAGGUGAACACGGACUUUGGCUCUAUUUUUUCUACUCUUUUGCCUGGUGCUAAUGCUAUGCUUGCACCACCAGAGGGUCAAACUGUUUUGGAUGGUCUGGAGUUCAAGGUUGCCUUAGGAAAUACUUGGAAAGAAAACCUAACUGAACUCAGUGGUGGUCAGAGACAGAAACAUCUGAACCAUACUACAGGUUAAAGGAAGUUCUCAGGCAAAAGGAAAAUGAUACCAGAUGGAACCUUGGAUCUACAUAAAGGAAGGAAGAGUGUUGGAAAAUAACAUGGAUUUGGAGUUCAGGAAAGUUUCUUCCAACCUUACACAGUGAUUCAGAAAGUCAGCAUAGUGAUAGAAAUCUAAAAGGUCAUAUGUCCUCACGUCUUACCUGCAGAUAGCCAAUUAAUUAAAACCUCCUAAAAGAAGGUUGUGAAUGAAUAUUCACAUAAUUGAAAUUAGUGAUUAAUUUAGUAAUUUUUUUUUCUCCGACAUGUUAUAUAAUCCAUAGGCCUUGAAUUGUUCUUCUGUGUCCUGUAAUACCAUCAUGUAACCCUUUUUUUAUGUACAUAGAAAAUAUAGACACCUGUUAAUGUUCCUUAUGACCCCUUGUAUCAUUUUUAUGAGUAGAAAUAUAUUUUAUUUAUAUUUUUUAUAAAAUUUGUAAAUAAGAAUCAAAAAUACAGCACCUGCUCUGCCUGUUCAUAAAAAUUGAAUUCCACAGUUUAGUUCCCAGUAUCUUUAGCUAUAUUUGCCAAAGCCCUAGAAAAUGUUUUGAGGAAAAUAGAAAAUGUGUGCUUCUCUUCUUACUGGGACCUAUAAAUUAUUUCUGUAAUUAAAAUGCUAUAAAGUUAUUUUUAGAUAUACCACUAUCCAGCGUGGCAGUUAAAAAAAAAAUUCUGCUAUGCUGAAGGGUUAAAGAUUAAGUUUAAAACUCAAUACUUGAGGCACUCAUCACAGAGAAAGACAAACAUAAUUUUAGGUUGGCUGAAUGACUUUAGCUCCCUUUUAUAGAGGUGAUUAACAGUCUCACUGUGAUUUCAUUUUGAUGAUACUGUUUUAUUCUUUUUUUUUUUUUUUGCUAGCAAUUUUUCUCCACUUGUGCACACAUUUUUCCCUACUUACUUAUGUAUUUCCUAAUAAAUAGCCUUAUUAGAAUGCAGCAGGCCUUGGGCCG
Molecule: messenger RNA, 4605 nt
Organism: Macaca mulatta (Rhesus monkey)
Lineage: Eukaryota; Metazoa; Chordata; Mammalia; Primates; Cercopithecidae
Source: RefSeq, a predicted model, not a curated record